AUGAUUGCGAAAUCACUGACAACAGUCGCCAUUAUUGGAGGCGGACCCGGGGGACUUGCUACUGCCAUCGCGUUAUCUGAGCUUCCAUCUUUUCAUGUGACACUUUACGAGCAAAGCCCCGAGCCCCGAGAAGCUGGCGCUGGGAUUAGCUUGAGCACGAAUGCAUGGAAAAUCCUGGACCUUCUUGAAGCAAGUGACGGAGUCAAAGGAGGGCCACAAGCAAAUACUUACCAGAGAAAUGGCCAUACUGGUAAGGUUCUGAGACUUCAGGAGCAGCCGGAGAAUUCAGCUGGUGAUGUCCGUGGAUCUAUCCGGGCCCGCAGAACUCGUCUUCAGUCAGCUCUCCUGGCUAGGGUGCUUCCCGACACCAUUGUUUAUAACAAGAAGCUUGUGUCAUUGGAAAGUGUCCCGGAUGGUGGAGUGCGUUUAAAUUUCAAAGAUGGAACAGAAGUGAUUCCGGAUCUUGUUGUUGGCGCUGAUGGCAUACGCUCGAUUGUUCGACGAAUCCUCUUCCCCAACCAUGAACUUCACUUCACGGGCAACACGGCUUGGCGUGUACUUAUUCAAAAGUCAUCUCUCACCCAUAUCCCAGAUGUCACUGAUGCGACUGCCUGGUGGUGGGGCCAAAAUGGUCACGUAUACUUCUCUGAUGUCGAUGAUGAAACGGAAAAUCCUGAUCCAUAUUUCGAGAUAACGGUGCGAUCAUACACAGAGCCCGAGGCUCCUGGGUUGACGGUUCCUUGGGGAAUAUCGGCUACCAAUGACAAAGUGGCAUCACGGGUGUCGAAAUUCGAUAAGCGAGUAAGGGAUGCGGUUGCGGUUGUUCCCGAGGGACACUGGAGGGAGUUUGCUGGAUAUGCCGGACCUCGCCUAGAACGUGCCUUUGGAUCCGGAGCAACAUUUGCCAUGGAGGAUGGAUGGAUUCUGGCACGUGCCCUCGAGGAAAAGAGGUUGUCGGAUAGUCCUAUUCAAGGUGCGCUCGACAUUUUCGAUCGUAUCAGGAGCCCUUAUUAUCACAAAAUGUACGAACACAUCGACAAUAAUCACGACAAAAUGCAACAGCAGACAAAAUUGAAGACACAUAACCUUGAUGAAUUUCUGCAAGCUAGAGUCGACAACAUUCUGGGUGGUAACAAGGACUUCAUCUACAAGAACGACAUUCGGAAGGUCUGGGAGGACUACGUCACAGCCUUGGCAGUUGAAAACUAA
Molecule: messenger RNA, 1209 nt
Organism: Penicillium angulare
Lineage: Eukaryota; Fungi; Ascomycota; Eurotiomycetes; Eurotiales; Aspergillaceae
Exons: 7
Coding region: 1-1209 (402 amino acids)
Molecular function (GO): monooxygenase activity; FAD binding
Source: RefSeq, a predicted model, not a curated record